CCUCAGUUGUCCAGCGCCGCUCGAGGGCGUCGGUGACGGACCAGAUACAGCCAUGGCCUCUCUAUACCUUGCUGUGGGGAUCGCCCUGCUGUCCGCUGUCAGCGCGCAGUUACGAUUUACCGCAGUGAAGCCGUUCCCGGGCCAUGGCGGUCGGACAGGCCGGCAGCUGAGCCCGAGCUGCGGCAGGGUGCAGUCCGGGGGUCAAGAUGAUGUGGUGGGCGGCGAGCCGGUGCUGGACGGCGACUGGCCGUGGAUGGUGUUGCUGGGGGAGCGGCUGGGCGGCCGGCGCGUCUGGACGUGCGGCGGCACGCUGCUGUCGGCGCGCACCGUGCUGACGGCGGCGCACUGCGUGUCCGGCCGGCAGCCGGCGGCGCUCACAGCGCGGCUCGGUGAGUUCGACACCUCCCGCGACGACGACGGGCCGCACGUGGACGCCGCCGUGGCCACCAUCACCGUGCACCCGGGAUACCGCGGCGCGGCGCGGCACGACGACAUCGCGCUGCUGCGGCUCAGCCGGCCGGUGGCGCUCGGCGCCCGCGUCCAGCCGGCCUGCCUGCCGCCGGCCGGCGCCGACCACACGGGACGGACGGCGCGCGUGGCCGGCUGGGGACUGACAGAGUUUAACGGCCAGUCGGCCGCCGUGCUGCAGGAGGCCGCGCUCACCGUGACGGACAUCAACCGGUGCGAACAGACCUACCGGACGCAGCUGAACUUCUUCACGAGGAGGUACCCGGGCGGGUUCGGCGGCACCAAGCUGUGCGCCGCGGGCGACGAGAAGGCCUCGUGCGAGGGCGACUCAGGCGGCCCGCUGACCACACCCGGCGCCGACGGACGCCAGCAGGUGAUCGGCGUCGUAUCCACGGGCUUCGGCUGCGGUGUGGCCGGGUUCCCCGGAAUCUACACCAAAGUCUCCCAGUACAUAUCGUGGAUCAUGCAGAAUGCCGUCUAGCAGUAGCGGCGGAGCGCCUUCAAUUAACGGGGGGGGGGGGGAACUGCCGACUUUUAGUUCCAUUGUAAUGUUAAAAUGGCAAAAUCAAGGGGGACACGGUGCCCCGGUGCCCCCCCCCCCCGUUCCGCCGCCUAUGCCGUCUAGAUGUAUCAGGUUUAUCAGAAGCCGCUGGAGCCGCGUGCCGCUUUUCUUCCAUAAUAAAUAUUUUGAAGAAAUGCCGGGCAAAAUGUUAUCAGAAGCAGUGGCGUAUAGCUGUAUGCAGGGGAAGGCCAGGGGGGCGAGGCCAUGUGCGGCCUUCCCUUUUGGCUUCAGACACACAGGCCGCCGGCCGGCCAUUUAGGAUAGUUGAGUGUCUCCAGAGAAACGACUUUCAGAACUUUAUCUGAAGAAGGUGCUGGCCCAAGCAUUUAUAAAGUCAAACCACCUCCAAAGUCCAAACUAUCUAAAAGCUGAGCUCCUCCGACUUUUUUUUGGGCCGAGGGGGCUCAUAAUGUAUUCAAUCCCCCCUCUCUCCCCCAGCCCGAGGCAUCCAAAUUUGCAAACAUCUAACUUUUCUCGCAAUGAAAAUCGUAUCAUGAAACUGGGGGUGAAAAAUAGCAGUGAAGUGUUCACUGUUUCAUGCACUGACAUAGGUGCCCCACUGGGGUAUGUGCUGUAACGCACCCCACUGGAGGGGGGAGGGCUAUUCACAGCCCCCUCCUAACACCGAAACUACUGUGCCGAUUGUCAAAACUCAAACGGUGCCUGAUGACCCUGGAACAACUGUCGAGCAGAACCUAACUUUAUUAGCCUCGAGGUCACCGAUGACGUCGCAGGUUAGGUCAAAGUAAAAAUUAUCAACGGUUUGGCCUAUUUUGUCCCUAUUUUGUCUCUGGCCGCCGGCUAACACGUCAGCUUAGGCUCAUUUUCGGUUUGCACACUCGUGAGUAGAUGCGUAAGCUACCAUGAGGUUACCGAACUCGUGCUUCGAUUUUUUUCAGGUCAGGGCAAGGUCAUCCUAGGUCACGGAAAUAUAUAUCAUGCAUCGGUCACGUGACACAUGUUUUAUGGUUCAUUUAGGCCAUUGAUUUCGUAAUAAGUGUCGUCUGUGUCA
Messenger RNA from Amphibalanus amphitrite, 2042 nucleotides. Its product is annotated as venom protease-like. The coding region runs from base 53 to 949 and encodes 298 amino acids. Gene Ontology annotation, molecular function: serine-type endopeptidase activity. NCBI's taxonomy places the organism in Eukaryota, Metazoa, Arthropoda, Thecostraca, Balanomorpha, Balanidae. The transcript has a single exon. Gene Ontology annotation, biological process: proteolysis. The record is from RefSeq and is a predicted model, not a curated record.